AUUUGUAAAUAAGUGACUGAGCUGCUGUAAACAACCUUUCUCUGCGUCAUAUAAAAAUAGCACGGUUCAUAAACUGUAGACCUAGUUUACAGGAAAGUGCAGGCAUGAAGAGAGCUCGGGUUUGCAUUGGCCCACAACUUUCUGAAGUGCAUGUUUCCCUCCUGUCUUCCGCCUUCUACAAUUUCAAUUCUACAUCCUUGUGCUCAUGAUUUUGUUGAUUUACCACACCGAGAGAUUGAGGAAAGACUUUGGCCUUUAAAGCAGCACAGAAACACUGCCUGAAAAUUACGGUAAGAUUUUAAUUUAAGAAUUCAAAUUAAAGAAUCAAGUUUUAUGUUGUUUAAUAAAUAUUUGUGGAUUCAGCGUGACCAUUCUGAAGCCAUCCGUGGGUUGUUCCGUCGUAAAGUUUAACUCCAACUUAAAAAGCAUCAACUUGACAUUAAAAAGGUUUCUAAUUUGUAAUUCUCUCUUUUUAUGUCUAGUAAUGACCACAGAGGUGUAAUAAAGCUGUUCAAAGAAGAAAUUAUGUGCAGUGUCUCCAGACCUUAAGUGUGAAUAUCUCAUUGUAUUCUUAUAACAAGCUCCAUGAUUUCAGUCUAAAAUUGCUCUUCACUCUGUGAAGUGAAACAUACUGAUCACAUGUUAAAGGAGAAUAAAUCAUUUUGGAAACCAGUUAUUCUGACCAUUUAUGGUCUUUGUGACUCAAAUUGAGUUAUUAAAGUUAUUAAACUAUUGAAAUCAUGAAACUGAAGAGUGAAAGAGUGCAAUCACAAAACGAUCAGAAUCAGUUUUUUAAAAAUAGUUCGUAAAACUCAAUCAAGACGAUUUGAAACAAGUUUACAAAACAAACGUCUAGCGUGAAUUAUUAAUCAUUUAAAGACAAAAAAGCUUUUUUUUAUAAAAGUUUAAUAUCUGUCUGACGCAUGUUUUUAUAUUUUCUAAUUCAGAUUGAGAGAGGAAGGAAGUAGAGAAGUUGCUUAGUGGGUAGAGAUUGCACAUUUGUUGACUUGAUGCACAGCACCAAAUCACCAUGAACGACAUUUUAAAAUGUGUAUUUAAUGAUCUGUUCUCCACAGAAACCAUCAUUUGUGCCUGUUUUUUUAACAUCAAGAAUGAAGGCCUUGUCCUGGUUUUGGUUUGUGGUGAGUGCAGUCUCAGCUGCAGGCAAAGGCGUCGUCACAAAACCCGGGCAGCGUGUCACUCUGGGAUGUGGGAGCAGAAGCUCCUUCAGGAGCCUGGAUUGGUUUCAUGAAAGAAACCUGAUUCUUAGUGUCAACGGAAGGAGUGGCACCAAUCGCAAAGGCACAGCCAAAAUCCUGCCAAGGUCAAAGGUGAGGCAGGGGAGUGAUCUGGAGAUCUCCGGAGUGAAGAAAGAAGAUGCUGGAAAAUUCCUUUGCACUUUAGACGGGGAUUCUCAUACGAUCACGCUUUUUGUGGUCUCAGUCUCGACCAGUCCACCUGACGAGCUUCAGCUGGGCAGGGAGGGCACUCUCCAGUGUGAGGUAGCAGGUCUGCCCCCGGACUCAAUCGUCCAAUGGACAAGGCCAGACGGACAAUUAGACUCGGGAACAGUCCAUUUUAAUCCUGUGACCCUCGCAGAUAAAGGGCGAUGGGUGUGUGGCUUCUCUUAUGACGGGGACACAUUCAAUGAAAUCUUGGACAUCAAAAUUAAAGAGUCCGAACCACUGACAUCAUCCCCUACCCAGAGUUCAAAGGUGGACCAUAAGACGUCAUGCACCAACUGUGUCUGUUCUCCCCCUGGAUGUACUGACCAGCCACACCGUAUUGGACUGGACGACUGGUGGCUGUGGGUUGCAAUAGGAGUCGGCAGCUUCUUUGUGGUUCUUCUUAUGGUCUGCAUCAUUGUUUUGUGCAGGAGAAACCGGAGAAAGAAGAGAAAAUUCCAGAGGAUGAUGACUGAGCGUCAAUCAGAGAGGCCCAGAAAGUACUGCGAGUGUAACUGCCCGACAGCUGCGGCCAAACCACAGCAAGGACGUCACAAAGGGAAGCCGUCAGCUCUGCCUCUGAAACCCCUGCUAAUGCAGUGACACAUGAAAGACAGAUCGAAGAGAGGAGCGGCAGAGCAAAAGAAAAGGAGAGAAAGAGAGGAGUAGAUGGAGAUUAAGGAGAAGAGAGAGAACGUGAAACAGAACCCCAGAGUGAAUGUGGCAUGAAUGUAAAUGGGCUUUUAAAAACUCCCGAUGAAAAAUCAAAUGUAAUGAUGUUGACGCUUUGAGCUGUUUCACCAAAUCUAACCAGUGACGUGAAUGUGACUGGGGUCUAAGUUCCACUGCAACCGUCUGUGCCUAUGUUUUACCUUUAUGCAGCGUAUGAUUAUAUAAUCUCUGUAGGCGGCUUCAUCAAAUCCAAGUGUACUGCUUUGCAUCUUAAAGAACAUUUGCCACAUUUAUACCUUUUUCUCUCAUGUUGCUGUGUAUUUGAAUUGUAUUGUUUGCCUUUGUUUCAGUUGGUUUGUAAUGGACUGAAGAAUUGCACUGAAUCUUUUUUCCCCCCCUCAGUAAAUAAAC
Messenger RNA from Solea solea (common sole), 2528 nucleotides. RefSeq names its product CD4-2 molecule, tandem duplicate 2 (gene cd4-2.2). The transcript is spliced from 8 exons. The record is from RefSeq and is a predicted model, not a curated record. The coding region runs from base 1059 to 2048 and encodes 329 amino acids. NCBI's taxonomy places the organism in Eukaryota, Metazoa, Chordata, Actinopteri, Pleuronectiformes, Soleidae.